AUGUAUGCUAACAUCUCAUAUGCGCUUCUGUCGGCGGCGCUCAUCGUGUUAAGUGUGGUGCAUCUCAUCUUGCUUACCAUUCACCGCCCUCAGUCUCACUGUUUGCCUGAGAUAUCAAUCUUCGUUCUCUUUAUCUGCGUCAAUGCUGUUGUCAUUGGCAUUGGUCUAUCAGGCUUAAGGCGCGGGGAUACGCCAGCAUUCUACUAUCCCUUGGGAAUAUGCACAGCCUUUCCGCUAGCCCUUGAGAUGAUUCGGCUGAGCAAAAUCCAGAGCGGACCACUUACGAACGCCCUGCUGCAUCGAUUAUUUCUAGGAUAUGGUUUUCUGUCCCCGGCGGUAAAGCUCGGGUUGAUCUUAUGCUCGGUCGCCUACGAGGCGUCGGUGAAAGGUACAGCUGUGGUCGUGUCUAUCGACUACAUGGUACUUGCGAUUGCCGGUCUGCUUUUUUGGCGCGGAAUUCGCGGUAUACCAUCUCAGGGGCCUGUAAUACGUGAAGUUACAAUCCAUGCACUUCUUGUUCUCGUAACAGCAGGGUUUGCCGCAGGCGGACUCUUCCACGACUGGGCCCUUUCGAUCCAAGUAUUAAAGCUAAUCCGGACUAUCUAUGCCAUUGCAACAUUCAAGGAGAAAAUUUGCUCCCGUCGUUGCAUGCGAAGGGCGUGCUUACUAUCAUCGCAACGGCCCAAACGGAAAAUUUUCGGUAGAAGUCACAGUUUUGAGAUCAUGCCAACGCGUGGAGACAGCUACUUUGUCAGUGCAGGCACUGGGAAGUUACCCCCGGCCUCACUAUCCGAUCUUAUGAGCUCGUGGGCGGGGGUUGCCCAUGGCGUUGGAGGCGGGUUAUAUCAGGGAUAUGCGAUUCAGCCGGUCGUGCCCAUUGAGUAA
Histoplasma mississippiense is the source of this 885-nucleotide messenger RNA. RefSeq lists its product with no specific name. The coding region runs from base 1 to 885 and encodes 294 amino acids. The record is from RefSeq and is a predicted model, not a curated record. NCBI's taxonomy places the organism in Eukaryota, Fungi, Ascomycota, Eurotiomycetes, Onygenales, Ajellomycetaceae. The transcript has 7 exons.